This is a messenger RNA of Microbotryum saponariae, 4025 nucleotides long. The record is from the annotation of a GenBank genome assembly. NCBI's taxonomy places the organism in Eukaryota, Fungi, Basidiomycota, Microbotryomycetes, Microbotryales, Microbotryaceae.
AUGGGUUCGGUUAGACCUGACGUGACCAACAGUCACAAAUCCAAGUCAGAACCUGACGAAGACCAACACGACUACUUCUCCGACUCUGACCAGGACUUUGAAGCGGACCUGUUGCGGCAGCUGGACCCGGUCUUGCUUCACUCAACGUCGUCGUCGAAGCCAGGGGGCGAACAUGGAACCGGCGGCGAGGACGACGACGACAAGCCGAUCGCAGUGAGGUACAAGCUACCACAGCCCGAAGCAAAGGGCGACUACAGGGAUGGGAAUGAAUAUGGUGUGACAGGAUUCGGCCAGGGCGUACGUCACUUCAGGAGCGACACGGGCGGCCGGCUGAGACCCCGUGCGACACUGCUGACCUUGGACGUCCGACAUGAUCAUUACCGCAGGGUCUAUACAUGCACAACAAGAGAAGAAAGUUGAUGGUGCAACAAGCCGCGUUCAAGGAAGACCACGGUGGGGAGGAGAAGCCACAGUUCCUCAAAGGGCUGGCCGUCUACGUCAGUCUGACUAUGUUCGCUACCGUAAGCGCAAGGCAUUCUCUGGGUGAGACCUGAACAAAGCGAUGAUCUUGGCCACAGAUCAACGGAUACACCAAAGAAGCGACCGUCCAAGAGCUCAGUCGUCUACUCACCCUGCACGGGGGUGUCUACGUGCCGUACCUCGAUCGCAAGAGCAUGGUCACUCACAUUGUCGCCUCGGAGCUGACACCCAAGAAGCGCCACGAGUUUCGCCAGUACAAGAUCGCAACCCCAGUCUGGAUCUUGGAGUCCGUGGAGGCGGGCAAGCUGCUCGACUGGAAGCGCUACGCUUUGCUGGCCGUUUCAACGGCCGAGACCAAGACGACGCCGAGGUUCGGUUACGACCACGAGGAGUCGAGGCUGGGCACGCAAAGGGCACAACCGAGCUUGUUCGGGAUGUUCAGCGGCAAGAAGAGGUCUCACGAAGCCGAUGAUUCGACGACAUCGACGACAUCCAGCUCUGCACUCGAUCCGAGUGACGUGGCCCCGGAGAGACCUUCGAAACGAACGAUUCCGAUCGCCAUCAUCGAAGACGAGCCCGACGCAAGCUCUCACAAGGAGUUGCAAGUCCCCCAGUCAAUCAUCGCCAACACCGAAACGAUGGAGAGCCUCUCCGAACGAGGCAGGCGCUUGGCUGAAGAUGCCCUGGCCGCCGAGGCCGCGGCGUCCUCGAAAUCUUCGCCUGUAGCCAACUUUUUCCAACCUCGCUCAGCAGGCCAGCCGUCGACCAAGCCCAAAUCGCCCACGAAGCCAAGAGGUCAAAUAUACCCCCCGAAGAUCGACGCGGCCACUGGUGAAGCCGAAACCCACCCCUACCUACCGCGGCGCCUCAACAACAAUCGGACCACAGCGCUGCUCGAUGACCCCGUCUGGAUGGCCAAGCACACGUCUGUAUCUGAGGAUUUUCUCUCGACCUACUUCGCACAAUCUCGACUGCACCACAUUUCAACUUGGAAAGAGGAGCUUAAGGCAUUGGUCGCUCCACUACAAUCGAGCUCGGGCCCACCACAGCGCACCACGAAACUGACUGGCCUACCCAGCGAUGGCCGCACGAUUAUGCACGUCGACUUCGACUGCUUCUUCGUCAGUGCCGGUCUGACCAAGCGACCGGAUCUGCGAGGCAAGCCCGUCGCUGUCUGCCAUGCCCAGGCCGGCCAGGACAGCGAGACGAGUACCAGCGAGAUCGCGAGCUGUUCCUAUGAGGCGAGGGCCAGGGGCGUUGCGAACGGGAUGAGCCUGGGUCGUGCACGCGAGCUAUGCCCUGAGAUCAAGACGAUCACAUUCGACUUUGAACUGUACAAGAGCAUCUCGUCAAAGUUCUACCGCAUCCUGCUCAAGCACUCGGUGCUGUUGCAAGCCGUUUCGGUCGACGAGGUGUUGAUGGAAGUCAAGCCCAUGUCAGCACCGACUUCAUCGCAAGACCCGCUGCUCGACUACGCCCAUCGCAUCCGAGCCGAGAUCUUCGAAGCGACGGGAUGCUCGGCCUCGAUCGGGAUCUCUCACAACAUCCUGCUCGCUCGUUUGGCUUCCAGGAAGGCCAAGCCAGCCUCAGCUUUUCAUUUGACGCCGGAAUUGGUCGCUUCUCAUCUUGAGCCUCUUGAUGUCGACGCUUUGCCCGGUAUUGGUUGGAGCACUCGCGACAAGCUCAAAGACGAGCUCAAUGUCACAACCGUGGGCGGUCUAAUCAAGACUCGACAGUCAGAGUUGACGCGUGUGCUGGGGAAGCAGAAUGGGGAGAAGUUCUCCCUAUUUGCCAAAGGGAUCGACAGCCGCAAGCUGGAUGUCGGCAAAGUCCGACAAUCCGUGUCGACCGAGGUUAACUAUGGUAUUCGAUUCGAGCAGAACGAGCAGGUCAAGCGCUUCAUGCUCGAGCUCGGGGUCGAAACGGCCCGUCGCCUCAAGGAGAUCGACAUGCAAGCUCGCAAGCUGACGCUCAAGAUUAUGCAGCGCCACCCGGACGCACCACUCGAGACACCCAAGUUUCUGGGUCACGGCUGGUGUCUCACAUCGUCGGUAUCAUCCGCUAUCGCCGGUCCAGGUGGGAAAGGGACGGAUGACGGCCAGAUUGUCGGCCAGGUCGCCUUGGAACUGCUCUUGAAGACGCAAAUACCGUGUAGAGAACUGCGCGGAAUCGCGAUACAGCUACACAAGCUUGAAAAGAACGGCCAGUCAGUCGACGUCGUCCUGGAGAAGGGGCAGGGCAAGCUCUCAUUCGGCGCCGUGACCAAGUCGACAUCACGUUCGAGUGGGAAGCAGAUCACACCUCCGCUGACCGUACCACCCAUCGAGCUCUCCGAUGGACCUUCUCGACCCCAAGUCUUGCUGAGUAACGAAUCCACGUCUUCGCCUGUCCCACUGGCACAUCAGACUCGGAGCAAAGUCAUGAAGAAGGAGCCGUCGGUGAUCACACUCAGCGACUCGGAUUCCGACGACGUCAAGGUCUUUGCGCCUCCACCAGCGCCCACUCGGUCGACCCGGUCCUCUCUAACUCCGAGCGUGGCACCUCUGUUCAAGUCCACGAAGCCCAACGCCAAGCUAGUGAAGGCGCCUACGCCGAACUUGUUCAACGCUCGGCGCAAAGUGGCACCGCCGCCGCCACCCACGACGUCUCAGACCGACGAGGCCGAGCUCCGACAUUACGGCUUUGACGUUGAGGUCUUUCGGUCGAUGCCUCGGGAGAUGCAGGACGAGGCCCUUGCCGAUGCUCGCAAGGCCAAGUUCGCCCCCAAACGCCAAACGGGAGCGAAGGGCGUUUUCGGAGUGAGCACCUUUGUGACCAAGGCGACGCUUGCCAAGACUGAUCCGACAAAGUCAAAGCUGCGAGCCAAAUCGGAACCGAAUGAGGUGAUCGAGCUGUCGCCUACCCCUCCUGAGCGACCCGUUCCACCGCCGGCCGCCAAAGUUGACCCGCUCUUGCAACUGUCGCCAACGACGGUCACCGACCAACAGCUGAACCUACUGGGCAUCGAUCGAGCGUGGUUGGAUAAUCUCCCUUACGACGUCAAAUUGGAGCAGUUGCGCAACCGUGCGAUCGAAAAGAGGAAGCUCAAGGCGCUGACGGUCUUGUCGGACCGGUCCAAAAAAGCCGGCGGCGCUUCUUCGUCAACAACUUCGAACGCGCAAACGAACGCCAUGGGGAUCGCGAUUGUGCCCGUCGCGUUUCGAGCUCAGGUCCGGUUUCAGAAACAGAGCUCGACGGACGAGGUGUUUCGAAAGAUCGAGGCGUGGUGCGCCUCGCCUGAAUUACCCGACUCUGGCGACGUCGAGCGCGUGGCCAAGUUCUUGGAGAAGUGUUGCGAGAGGGAGAAGGGGCACGACGUGAAGAAGGCGGUCGAUGUGCUCAAGUGGUGGUCGAUCAUCUUGGAAGAGCAGUACGGGCUCGAGAAGACGGUCCUGUCCGCAGGCGGGGGUGAGAAGGGCAAGGUGUGGUGGCAGAGGUUUCGGGAUGUGGUCGCGCGAGUUCAAGUUGCGGUCAGGCGGGAGCAUGGAAGCCUCUUGGUUAUAUGA